AAUUCAUUGAUGUCGUACACCAACAUUCAAUAUCAAUUGUUGUGUUUUAUGUGGUUUUUUCAAUUUGUAUUUUCCCAUAUUUUGGUUUUCAGCAUUAAGACAAAAAAAUCCAAAGCAAAUUGUUUCGAAAAAAAAAAAAUAUUUUAACAGUGUUUGCAUUAGAUAGUUAGAUAAACGGAGAACAAGUAGUAAAAAAAUGGAUUUUAUCAUAGCAAAUGUUGAGCAUUUGGAUUUCAAAAUCGAACGCGAUUUGAACGAACAGUAUGGAUCAUUGCCGUUGCCGUUUGCUGGCAUGGACAAAUCAACGGCGGCUGUGUGUCAAUUUUUCAACAGUACCGAUGGUUCGGAGUGUCAGCAGGGUGCAUCGUGUCCAUUCCGUCAUAUUCGUGGCGAUCGAACAAUUGUGUGCAAACAUUGGUUGCGCGGUCUCUGUAAAAAGGGUGACCAAUGUGAAUUUUUGCACGAAUACGAUAUGACAAAAAUGCCCGAAUGUUAUUUUUAUUCGCGUUUCAAUGCCUGCCACAAUAAAGAAUGCCCAUUUCUACACAUCGAUCCAGAGAGUAAAAUAAAAGAUUGCCCAUGGUAUGAUCGUGGAUUUUGUCGGCAUGGUCCGAAUUGUCGUCAUCGACACAUACGACGUGUGUUGUGCACAAAUUAUUUAGCCGGAUUUUGUCCGGAUGGUACAACAUGUAAAUAUAUGCAUCCAAGAUUUGAACUUCCGCCAGUGCCAGAGAUAACAAAAGAUCAACAACAAAAACGAGCACCGGUCUGCCAUUUCUGCGGUGAACAAGGUCACAAAGCGUCUUAUUGCCAGAAAAUGCCGCCAGAGCAAAGGGAAGCAUCGUUGCGUCAAGAAGAGAUCAAAUAUCGAUCAUUAGGCUAUGUUAAACAGAAUAUUGAUGGUGAUAAUAGUGACCCACAUCAACAGCAACCACAACCACGUGGACCACCACGACCAUUAGAAGAGAUUACAUGCUAUAAAUGCGGUACCAAAGGGCAUUACGCCAACAAAUGCCCGAAGGGACAUUUGGCAUUCUUAUCGUCAAAUCAUCACUUAGUUAAUAAGCAACAGCAACAACAGAAAGAUAUGCAAAACCAAUCACAAAAAUCACCAUGAAAACCGUCACAUUCAAUUUCGUUCAUUUAUCCCCGGUGCACAUAUGAAAUUAUGCAUAUUUUGAAUUUUUUUAUUCGACACAACCAAAUCGAAGACGAUGUUUCAUUUUGCGUCAUUGCAAAAAUAAACAAAGCAUGUAAAUAAGUGAAAAA
Contarinia nasturtii (swede midge) is the source of this 1269-nucleotide messenger RNA. It is a transcript of the gene Clp, whose product is annotated as cleavage and polyadenylation specificity factor subunit 4. Gene Ontology annotation, molecular function: RNA binding; zinc ion binding. The transcript has 3 exons. The record is from RefSeq and is a predicted model, not a curated record. Bases 197 to 1117 code for a protein of 306 amino acids. Lineage: Eukaryota; Metazoa; Arthropoda; Insecta; Diptera; Cecidomyiidae.